GUCGCCCCAAUCUUAACGCUCGGAAGCGCUGGGAGGAAAUGUUGUUGUGAACUGCUAAAGAAAGCACGUUAAAAGUGUUAUUUCUAGAUUUUCUCGAACUUAAGAAAAUUAGGUUUUUAUAAUUUUGCAGGGGAAUUCAUGAGUUUUUAGACGAUGAAGAGGAGUUACGAUUGAUUUUGACAGCAAUUUAUAACCCACGGCACCCGGAAGGUUUUCUCAUUAAUUGGAACUAACUCAUCCACGGAUUUCUGGCUCGACAACGCUUUAGUUUAGGGAAUUCAGAAGCUGAAAAAGGAGGGAAUAAAACUUGCUCAGUGCGUACUGAAAAUAUGAAUGUUUACAUAGAGUACUGUGAUCACGAAACAACAAUACCUAUGCCCGGUAUUUACAGCUGCAGUGAGAUCCAAAGAAAUUAAUUUUUGGGAAUUGCCAAAAAAGCUUCGGAAACGGUUUCUCGGAAGUAAAAUUUGUAUGUGAGGCACGUUUCCAGAAAAGGAAAUGGUUAGUGGAUAGCGAUAAACGUUGACAGAAUUGCAAUUACAAUUUGGACAUGUCAAGUGACUCGGUGCCUCAAGAGCUAAACUCUGGCCUGGAAGCUGGGGUAGCAAUUCCUGAAGAAAAAGAAUGUGCUGUGUCUCUGCUAACAAAAGAGGACAAUAAGGAAUCUCUUGAAGGUAUUCCUAACUCUCAAAACAAAAAGAAGAACAAGCGCAAAAAGAGGAAGAAGAGGAAGGGAGAGACCGAGACCAGUGACAUCGACCCUCAUGGAUGUAAUGCUGAAGCUGGAAACACUGGGCCACAUCCGAAAUCUUUUCAAAAUGAGCAAGGCGAAGAUGAGAGUGGCUUGCAUUCAGGGGACAUGGGUUCUCUGAUUAAAGAAAGUGAAGAAGUCGUUGUACCACCAAGGGAAGCUUCCGGAAGUAAAAAGAAGAAAAGGAAAAAGAGCAAAGAAAGUGUCACUAGUGCGGUCUGUGAGGAGGAGGAUCUGAAGACCAACAAUGCCUUGAAACAACAAGCUGAGAAACGAGCUGAUACUUCUCUGAAGGAUAGGUCAGGUGUUGCAGAGGACAUGGGUUUCCCGAUUGAAGAAAUUGGUGAAGUCGUUAUAGCACCAAGGGAAGCUUCCGGAAGUAAAAAGAAAAAAAGGAAAAAGAGCAAAGAAAGUGUCACUAGUGCGGUCUGUGAGGAGGAGGAUCUGAAGACCAACAAUGCCUUGAAACAACAAGCUGAGAAACGAGCUGAUACUUCUCUGAAGGAUAGGUCAGGUGUUGCAGAGGACAUGGGUUUCCCGAUUGAAGAAAUUGGUGAAGUCGUUGUAGCACCAAGGGAAGCUUCCGGAAGUAAAAAGAAAAAGAGCAAAGAAAGUGUGACUAGCGCGAUCUGUGAGGAGGAGGAUCUGACGAGCAAGAAUGCCUUGAAACAACAGGUCGAGAAACAAGAUGAUGCUUCUUCGAAGGAUGGGUCAGGCGUUACAGAGGAAAUGGGUUCUCCGAUUGAAGAAAGUGAAGAAGUUGUUGUAGUACCAAGGGAAGCUUCCGGAAGUAAAAAGAAGAAGAAAAAAAAAAAGAAAAAGAACAAAGAAAGUGUGACUAGCGCGGUCUGUGAGGAGGAUCUGACGAUCAACAAUGCCUUGAAACAACAGGCCGAGAAACAAGAUGAUACUUCUUUGAAGGAUGGGUCAGUUGUUGAGGCGAAGAGAGGAGGACAAGAAGGUGAAGCCAAUAGUGAAACACUGAUAGAAGGUAAUGAUUCAGUCAGCAAAAGGAUAGAAAGUAAGGAUCAAGAUGAGGUUACAGCAUCGGGUGGAGAUGAGAAAACUGCCAUUGUGCCACGCAAAGAGUGUGAAACUUGUAUUCCAAAAAAUAAAGACGAAAAAGCUAAAGCUGAUUGCGAAACAACCAUUGAAACGUGUGGCAGUGUAUCUGAAGAUGGAUUAGCUCCGCCUAGAUAUCCAAGUCUAGCCGCAGAGCACAAGGACAAAGUAGGAGGAGAGGGAGGGGGAGAAAUAGAAGAAAGGGAAGAGAAAGAAGAAGAAAAAGAGAGUGUUGAAACUGACUCUGAUGAUGACCCCUCUGGCAUCGCAUCAGGAAAUGAGGAGAGGAACAUACUGUGUAUUUUCAAGCUUAUCUAUGGGGUUGGUCUUCGAACACUAAGGAAGCUGUUCAUGGACUUCAAUCCCGGUUGGUCUGAUAAGCCAACUGACGCAGCUGGAUUUGAUAAAUGGAAAAUGAAGCUCUCUAGAGAUGAUGAAGUCAUCUUCAACAAGGGUAACAUAAAUGAAUGGGAUUUCUCACUGAUGACAACUGUGCUCCUAUAUUCAAAGAGCUGUGCACUGGAAAUUAGCAAAAGACCAGGCUUCGACAAAGCUCUACAAGAAUUAAAGACUUGUCGUAACAAGGUGUUGGGACAUCCCUCUUCAGAAAGGAUGCUCGAUGCAGACUUUAAUGUAUACUGGCCUCUUCUUACCAAUCUCUUUGGUACUCUUGGUGCUGAUCCAACUGAGAUUGCAGAGAUAAAGCUUCAAACAGAUGAAGCUCUCAACGCAGGAGGGCACUACAAGCAGUUGUUCUUAACGGAGAAAGCGAAAUUCACUCUUUUUGGACAGAAGCUGGAUACCAUAGAUAGUAAACUGGAUGCUAUACUUGCUAAUCAGCCUUAUAACUCUGAGGAAAAAACUCCUGUUAGUCCAAAAACUCUAAGUGGCCGCAACUGGGACCAAUGGUUGAAGUUCUGUGACGCAGUUGGUGAUUUUGACACACGGAAGAACCAGUACAUUCUUGUUACCAGUGCUCUGUCACCAAAGAAUCUCGACUGCUUUUCUAUUUUGAGGUGUGUCCCAUGGAAGAUGGUCCUUGAUUUUGACCCUAUGUCCGAAGAGAAAGGCUUUUAUCGAGAGUUCACCUCACAAGAAGGAAAGGGUAGUUUGGUCAGCAUGAUAACACCUGCGGAGGUCAAGGGAAGUACCAUGGCAAACCUCAUACGACAGAUCGAUCCCAAUAAAAUCCAAUGGUUAUUUGUCAAUGGGAGAGCCAGUGACACAGCUGGCGAUGUAGAGACAUUUUCAGAUUGGGAGGCAACCUCCGUCAAAGAAAUCUCGCGAAUUUUUGGAUGCUGCUGUGACCCAGACAAAUUUGACAAGCAGAAACCCGUAAUAUGCGUUAUCCUUCCUUACAGCCAAGAAAGCAUUCCAUAUUUGGAAGUAACAUUGUGUCGACUGUUUGAGAACUUCAACGAUCAAUUUAAUCUGAAGAUUGCGUCUUUCAAGCAAGAAAAACGACUCUCUGUGUUUAUGAAGGUCAAGGUGCGCACGGUUGAUUUGAGUCCAGAGCUUGUCCAUCUGGGUUUGAAAGAAUUGCUUUGUGGACCUUCAUCACAGCGGUACCGAAUGCCUACUUCUCAGGCAAAGGUUUAUGCAGACCUUAGUGAGAGAGAUUACCUUUUUCUAAAGGAAAACCUAGACAUCCUUUACCUCGGCUGUGAAGAGCUACCAGAAACAUCAAACGACCCAUCAGGGGAAGAACAACGAUUGCAGAACUUCCUGGAUGAACACAAAAAACUAUUCAUUUCAGGCAGUGAGAUUUCGUUUGCUAGUCUUUAUGAUAAUCAUGAUGCAAAGAGGGAAAUUGAAAGGGAUAUUCAGGUCCAUGUCCAACGCCUUCUAGACAAAGGUCUAACUCGUUCCAUGAUUGUUGACAUCAAGCAUUCACCAGGCACUGGUGGCACUACUAUCGCCCGGCGCGUAAUGUGGGAUCUUCACAAAUUUUAUCCGUGUGCUUUCACGGAAAUACGCUCGCAUCUCUACUUUGAUGAAGACAGCAGUUAUGCUUGCAAAUUAGCUGAUCGCAUCGGAGCACUGGAGGAGAUCUGCCACACUUCUCCCGUCGUUCUAAUUGAUGGGAAUCAGUCAAGGCUCAUAGAAGGUCUCUCAAAUAAACUUGUGCGGAUGCUGUGCAACAGAGGAAAGCGGGCCCUUCUCUUACGCUGCCAGCACGGGUCGAAGACCUCAUCCAAAGACCCUCAAGAGCUUUCACGGGUUCACCAGGUGUUCUACGUAGAUGUCAGCCUGGAAGAAUCACCGGCCGACUUAAAUGAGUUUCAGUCAAAAUACAAGGAAUUUGUCGAGCGUUCAGUGUCAGGUCUGUGUCGCGUGUUCCACUUUCCUCUCCUUGCAAUGGUCCAAAGUUUUCGGCCAAAACUUAAGAAGAUAGUUGACGACACUUGGAACGAAAUGGAGAGUCUUCAACGUCAAAUUGCUAUCGUGGUAGCCCUUCUUCAAAAGUACGGCAACCAAGCAACCCCUGCCCUCCUCCUUUACGAUGCAUUUCAGAGAUAUAUCCGACCGGAAUGUGGGAAAAAUGUCACCUACAGCGAUAUCAAACAGUUGUUUUCUGAGCACUUAUUGAACCUGAUGGUACCUUCAAACCCUUGGCUGGGUAUGCGACGAGGAAGAAAGUAUUCCUCUAAAGAAUUACCGCCAGAAGAAUACACAUUUCAGCAUCGACUGGUUGCUGAGAUGCUGCUGAAGAAGUGUUUUCAAGAGCAAGCCGGUGACUUGUUCCAGGUGGUAAAUCAGUUUCUUCACUUUCCAAUUUUCCAGCGUGACGACUUCUUGCCACUCUUUGAAGAGCUGUUUGUCUUCAACAAAGAAGGUCAAAGGGUGCGGAAAUUCUCUGUCCUCUUUGAAGAACUCAAAGCUAUAAACCCUGAACGUGCUGCAGACGUUUUCUGUGAGGUAGCUGAGAAGACUGGUGACUCAAUAAUAUUUGCCAAUGCAGCUAGAUUUUUUGCGAAGAUGGAGCCCCCCUUAUUUGAGAAAGCUAUGGAACUCAUUGGACGUGCCUUUCAAGCGAAAAACUUCAAGCAGCGAUUCAAGAGCAUAUGCCAUAUGAAAGGGGUGGUUAUGUAUUUUGAACUGCAGCACAGGAUCAACAAUGGCAUUGUGAAAGACCUGAUAGAACUUGAAGAUUUGGCAAACAGAGUGCUUGAGGUGUACAGGGAGGCUCGUACCUUUCCUCCGACGUACCCAAAUCCCCUUAUUGGUGAGGUAGACGUUUGGCUUGCUUGUAUAAAAUGGAUCACGAAAAACAUAUGCAGGCGGGAUUCCGAGAGAACACUCAAGUUCUUAGCCAAUCAAUGUCCACCGUUCUUUCGCACCUGUGUGAGUGAUUCGUUUUACCUACUCGACAUUGUUGAUGGAAUUGUCCAAAGUGUACCAACCUUGGCAGAUCCAGCAGAAACGCAAAGGAAAUGCAGCGAUGCAAGGUUAUCUUUGAUAACCAUGCUUGGACCAAAUUAUUCACGUGGACCAACUAGUUCACGUGGACGCAUUGCAGAUGACGUUGUUCAAGUGUGUCAGGCACUUUGCAGUUCCAAGAAUUUUCCAAGAUCAUCUGCCGUAGAGCUUAAGAGACUUCAAGCUCAUUUUAUUUUGAAUUCAAGCGAUCAAAUCGUCACUUUGAAGCAAGAUCACCUCGUAUUCCUUCUUCAGCUUCUAGAGGAACUUGUAUUUAAGGAGAAUGAGCACCGAUUGGCCUACCACUUAAUGAAGGUCUGUGUGUUGGUGAAUGGUUCUAAGCGUUACAGCCUCGAGCAGGGUCUCAGUGUGACCGAAAAGUGGUUGGAGGUCUCGCAUCAUGGUUGUCUUCCCUACUUCUACCAAAUGGCUAUUUGCUUUCUAAAGAUUCUUGAUGGCCAUGCCAUGGAAUUCAUGCCAAAGUACUUGACGGCUUUGAAUAUGUGCCGAGAGAAAUCUCAGAAUCACUGUCGCAGCAGCCAGUCAACGUUAUUUGUCAGUAACGAGGGGGAAGGAAUGCCUCGCCUCCUCACUCGCAGCACCUUGUUCCGUGACGUCGAGGAAACAGACUACUCUACAACUGAUAUCUCUGAAACAGUUUCAAGGUUUUGGUCUUCCGAUAGUAGGAAGAAAUUGAUGGAAUGCAAAGGAAGGAUCCGCAUGGAGCCCUCUGGUAAUCGAGGCAAAACUUAUCCCUAUAUUGAACUGCUACAAGGAAAAGUAACCCUCUACGUGGGAAAGAAUGCAGAUAUCGGCAAGGUUGAUAGAAACUUUGAUAAGGGUCAGUUGGUCUAUUUUGUUGUCAGUUUCAACCUUCACGGACCUGUUGCUAAUGGAAUAACGUUCUCCCCAUAUGAUUCGUCACGCCAUUUGAAUAGUACAGAUCAUUGACAUCCCUUUGCGAUUGUAUAUUAAUUUGGAACAUGCUGAAUAGAGAGGACAAGCGAAGUUUGCUUCUUACUGUCGUGAGCAUAUUCUCGUUUUUCCCCCCUUUCUUCCUUAUUUCUCUACCAAAUAUAAAUCAUCCAUCGAGCUUCAACUCUUCCCCUCGAAUCAAAACCAAUUCUUCUACAUCAACGCGUUCAAGAACUAGUUGUGAUACUGAAGGUUCGUAUCUUGAUUUGCCACACUCCACCUUAACGAUGAUGAUGUUUAGUGUAUAUUGUUUUGGUAAUGACCUUCGCGAAAUUGAAUAGAGCAUGGACUGGACAUUAAAUCGAUUGUUCACCGCUUAACUCCUUGCCACUAGUAAGAAGACUUGAAAUAAGUGCACCUGCAACAGAGAUAACGUCUGAAUUAAAGGGAAUCAAAGUAUCACGCCAAAGCCGUUAAAUCUCAAUUCAAGAAACUGAUGGUAAAUCAUCGCGUGAAAACCUCGUAUUGCAAAAGCCUCAUUGAGAAGAACAAAGGCGAUUCAUCCGAGGGAAAUAGCACAUUCAAGUCUCUCCUAGCUUUCUCUAAUUCAAUCGAACGGAAUCCGAAAGACAGAUCCUUUAAUAGUCAAUUACUUUACCUUUAAAAACCCACCUUUUAUCAGUGGGAAUGAGCUAGCUUCGAAAUUUCAGCCGCUUUUCGGGCGGAGUGAGAAACGUUUCCACGAUCCCUUCUUCCGAAUAGCUCAUCAAACAGCUUCCUCCCUCAACUGAACCGGUCAAUGAUCUCUUUUUUUUAAGCAGCGACGAACUGCCUGUCAAGGUGUGUGAAGGUUUUCAAAAGACUCAUCUGUGUGUUCAGCUCUGGUAUUUGCUGACAUUUGCUUCAAUCUCUGUU
Molecule: messenger RNA, 7063 nt
Organism: Stylophora pistillata
Lineage: Eukaryota; Metazoa; Cnidaria; Anthozoa; Scleractinia; Pocilloporidae
Cellular component (GO): cytoplasm
Source: RefSeq, a predicted model, not a curated record